This is a messenger RNA of Haliaeetus leucocephalus (bald eagle), 8211 nucleotides long. RefSeq names its product dicer 1, ribonuclease type III (gene DICER1). The coding region runs from base 319 to 6084 and encodes 1921 amino acids. Gene Ontology annotation, cellular component: nucleus; cytoplasm; RISC complex. Gene Ontology annotation, molecular function: ribonuclease III activity; ATP binding; deoxyribonuclease I activity. Gene Ontology annotation, biological process: siRNA processing; apoptotic DNA fragmentation; pre-miRNA processing. NCBI's taxonomy places the organism in Eukaryota, Metazoa, Chordata, Aves, Accipitriformes, Accipitridae. The transcript is spliced from 29 exons. The record is from RefSeq and is a predicted model, not a curated record.
CAUUGGCUGUCUUGUGAACCUUUCACCUUUUACCCGGCUUUCGCCGCCAAUCGCCUGGCUUCUUUCAUAGCGUGGGGAUGUGGAGCGUGUGAGCUGCGCAGGGUUACCUAGGGUGAAACAAAAUUACAGGCUUGGAGACUCUGGAAAAGCUCAGCAUCAGCAUUUGAGAGCCGAAGCUUGCAAAUUAUGUGAUUAAUCUACAAGCUGAUACCAUGAUGUCAAAAUGCAGUUCGGGAAGCAUAAACACAGAGACUGCGGAAAUUAAAACGUAGGCUGUGCUGGAACAAAAAUGCAAUGAAAGAAACACUGGAUGAAUGAAUGAAAAGCCCUGCUUUGCAAUCCCUCAGCAUGGCGGGACUGCAGCUCAUGACCCCUGCUUCCUCCCCAAUGGGUCCAUUUUUUGGACUACCAUGGCAACAAGAAGCAAUUCAUGAUAACAUUUACACACCAAGAAAAUAUCAGGUUGAACUGCUUGAAGCAGCUUUGGAUCAUAAUACAAUAGUCUGCUUAAACACUGGCUCAGGGAAGACUUUUAUUGCAGUACUACUCACUAAAGAGCUGUCCUAUCAGAUCAGGGGAGAUUUCAACAAAAAUGGAAAAAGAACUGUGUUCUUGGUCAACUCAGCAAAUCAAGUUGUUCAACAAGUGUCAGCUGUCAGGACACAUUCAGAUCUUAAAGUGGGAGAGUAUUCAAGUUUAGAGAUAACUGAAUCAUGGACAAAAGAGAAGUGGAGUCAGGAAUUCUCUAAGCAUCAGGUUCUGGUUAUGACAUGUCAUGUUGCUUUGACUGUUUUGAGAAAUGAGUAUUUAUCCCUCUCAAAUAUUAAUCUUCUGGUGUUUGAUGAGUGCCAUCUUGCAAUCCAGGAUCACCCAUACCGUGAAAUUAUGAAGAUCUGUGAGGAUUAUCCAUCAUGUCCUCGAAUCUUGGGAUUAACAGCUUCCAUUUUAAAUGGGAAAUGUGAUCCUGCCGAGUUAGAGGAGAAGAUCCAGAAGCUGGAGAAAAUUUUAAAGAGCAAUGCUGAAACUGCAACUGACUUGGUGGUCUUAGACAGAUAUACUUCUCAGCCAUGUGAGAUUGUUGUAGACUGUGGACCAUAUACUGACAAAAGUGGGUUGUAUGGAAGAUUAUUAAAGGAAUUGGAUGAAGCGCUUACUUUUCUAAAUGACUGCAACAUAUCUGUACAUUCAAAAGAAAGAGAUUCCACCUUAAUUUCUAAGCAGAUACUGUCAGACUGUCGAGCUGUGUUGGUUGUUCUGGGACCCUGGUGUGCAGAUAAGGUAGCUGGGAUGAUGGUGAGAGAGCUACAGAAGUAUAUCAAACAUGAACAAGAGGAGCUGCACAGGAAAUUUUUAUUGUUUACAGACACUUUCCUAAGGAAAAUACAUGCACUCUGUGAAGAGCACUUCUCGCCUGCCUCACUUGAUCUGAAAUUUGUAACCCCAAAAGUAAUAAAGCUGCUUGAAAUCUUGCGCAAAUAUAAACCAUAUGAACGGCAGCAGUUUGAAAGUGUUGAAUGGUAUAACAAUAGGAAUCAGGAUAACUACGUAUCUUGGAGUGAUUCUGAAGAUGAUGAGGAGGAUGAAGAAAUUGAGGAGAAAGAGAAGCCAGAGACUAAUUUCCCAUCUCCCUUUACUAAUAUUUUAUGUGGAAUUAUUUUUGUGGAAAGAAGAUACACAGCAGUUGUUCUAAAUAGGUUGAUAAAAGAAGCUGGCAAGCAAGAUCCAGAACUGGCUUACAUCAGUAGCAAUUUUAUAACUGGACAUGGCAUUGGCAAGAACCAGCCUCGUAACAAGCAGAUGGAAGUAGAAUUCAGAAAACAGGAAGAGGUUCUUAGAAAAUUUCGAGCACAUGAGACGAACUUACUUAUUGCUACUAGUAUUGUAGAAGAGGGUGUUGAUAUACCAAAAUGCAACUUGGUGGUGCGUUUUGAUUUGCCCACAGAAUACCGUUCCUAUGUGCAGUCAAAAGGAAGAGCUAGAGCACCAAUUUCCAAUUACAUUAUGUUAGCAGAUACAGACAAAAUCAAAAGUUUUGAAGAAGAUCUUAAGACAUACAAAGCAAUUGAGAAGAUCCUCAGAAAUAAAUGCUCAAAAUCUGUUGAUACCAAUGAAACUGAAACUGAACCCAUUGUUGAUGAUGAUGAUGUAUUUCCACCCUAUGUGUUGAGGCCAGAUGAGAACAGUCCAAGAGUUACUAUUAAUACUGCUAUUGGACACAUAAAUAGGUACUGCGCUAGAUUGCCGAGUGAUCCAUUUACGCACCUAGCUCCCAAGUGUAAAACCCGAGAACUACCUGAUCAUACGUUUUACUCUACUCUCUACCUGCCAAUCAACUCACCUCUUCGAGCUUCAAUUGUUGGUCCUCCAAUGAGUUGUGCAAGACUGGCUGAGAGAGUUGUAGCUCUUAUUUGCUGUGAAAAACUGCACAAAAUUGGUGAACUGGAUGAUCAUUUGAUGCCAGUUGGUAAAGAAACGGUUAAAUAUGAGGAGGAGCUUGAUUUACAUGAUGAAGAAGAAACCAGUGUUCCAGGAAGGCCAGGCUCUACAAAACGAAGACAGUGCUAUCCUAAAGCUAUUCCAGAAUGUUUGAGGGAUAGUUAUCCCAAACCUGAUCAGCCCUGUUACCUGUAUGUAAUAGGAAUGGUGUUAACGACUCCUCUACCUGAUGAGCUCAACUUCAGGAGACGAAAGUUAUAUCCUCCUGAGGAUACGACAAGAUGUUUUGGCAUAUUGACAGCCAAACCUAUACCUCAGAUUCCUCACUUUCCUGUGUAUACUCGCUCUGGAGAGGUUACAAUAUCUAUUGAGCUUAAGAAAUCUGGUUUUACUCUGUCUCUGCAAAUGCUUGAGCUGAUAACACGACUCCACCAGUACAUUUUUUCACAUAUUCUUCGUCUUGAGAAACCUGCACUAGAGUUCAAACCCACAGAAGCUGAUUCAGCCUAUUGUGUUCUACCUCUUAAUGUUGUUGAUGACUCCAGCACUUUGGACAUUGACUUUAAGUUUAUGGAAGACAUUGAGAAAUCUGAGGCUCGUACAGGCAUUCCUAGUACACAAUAUACAAAAGAAAUGCCUUUUAUUUUCAAGUUAGAAGAUUACCAGGAUGCAGUUAUCAUUCCACGGUAUCGAAAUUUUGAUCAGCCUCAUCGAUUCUAUGUAGCUGAUGUAUACACUGAUCUUACUCCACUCAGUAAAUUCCCUUCCCCUGAAUAUGAAACUUUUGCUGAAUAUUAUAAAACCAAGUAUAAUCUUGACCUUACCAAUCUCAACCAGCCACUGCUGGAUGUGGACCACACAUCUUCAAGACUUAAUCUUUUGACUCCUCGACAUUUGAAUCAGAAGGGGAAAGCACUUCCACUAAGCAGUGCUGAGAAGAGGAAAGCAAAGUGGGAAAGUUUGCAGAAUAAGCAGAUACUGGUUCCAGAGCUCUGUGCUAUACAUCCUAUUCCAGCGUCAUUGUGGAGAAAAGCAGUUUGCCUUCCCAGCAUACUUUAUCGCCUGCACUGCCUUUUGACAGCAGAGGAGCUAAGAGCUCAAACAGCCACUGAUGCUGGUGUAGGGGUUAAAUCACUUCCUGCAGAUUUCAGAUAUCCUAACUUGGACUUCGGAUGGAAAAAGUCUAUUGACAGCAAAUCCUUCAUCUCUAUUCCUAACUCCUCUUUAGUAGAGAAUGAAAAUUACUGUAAGCACAGCACAAUUGUAGUCCCUGAAAAUGCUGCACAUCAAGGUGCUAAUAGAACCUCUUCUGCAGAAAACCAUGACCAAAUGUCUGUGAGUUACAGAACAUUACUCAAUGAGUCACCCAGUAAACUCCAAAUUGAUGUCUCGGCAGAACUUGCAGCAAUUAAUGGUGUUUCUUAUAAUAAAAAUCUUGCCAAUGGCAAUUGUGAUUUAGUUAACAGAGACUUUUGCCAAGGAAAUCAGCUGAAUUACUGCAGGCAGGAAAUACCUGUACAACCAACUACCUCAUAUCCCAUUCAGAAUUUAUACAACAGUGAGAACCAGCCCAAGCCCAGCAAUGAAUGUACUCUACUGAGUAAUAAAUACCUUGAUGGAAAUGCUAACAGAUCUACCUCAGAUGGAUGCCCCAAAAUGGCAGUGACCACCAUUACUUCAAAAGCUAUUAAUCUUUCAAAAGACAGAGCAGAUUCUGAAAAGAACCCUUCCAGUGGGUACUCCUCAAAAACUCUCGGUCCUAAUCCUGGUCUCAUUCUUCAAGCUUUGACUCUUUCAAAUGCUAGUGAUGGAUUUAAUCUGGAGCGGCUAGAAAUGCUUGGUGAUUCAUUUUUAAAGCAUGCCAUCACUACAUACUUGUUUUGCACUUACCCUGAUGCUCAUGAGGGACGGCUGUCAUAUAUGAGAAGCAAAAAAGUCAGCAACUGCAACUUGUAUCGCCUUGGAAAAAAGAAAGGACUGCCUAGUCGCAUGGUGGUGUCGAUUUUUGAUCCCCCAGUCAAUUGGCUUCCUCCUGGUUACAUAGUAAACCAGGACAAGAGCAACACUGAUAAGUGGGAGAAAGAUGAAACGACAAAGGAGAACUUGUUGGCUAAUGGUAAACUUGAUGAUUAUGAUGAUGAUGAAGAGGAUGAAGACCUAAUGUGGAGGUUACCCAAGGAAGAAACAGACUUUGAAGAUGAUUUUCUGGAGUAUGAUCAGGAGCAUAUCAAAUUCAUUGAUAAUAUGCUAAUGGGAUCAGGGGCUUUUGUGAAGAAAAUUUCUCUCUCACACUUUUCAACCACUGAUUCAAACUAUGAAUGGAAAGCACCCAAAAAGUCAUCCCUGGGUAAUGUUCAGUUUUCAUCAGAUUUUGAUGAUUUUGACUAUAGCUCUUGGGAUGCUAUGUGCUACCUGGAUCCUAGCAAGGCUGUUGAAGAGGAUGAUUUUGUAGUGGGCUUCUGGAAUCCAUCAGAAGAAAACUGUGGUGUUGAUGCAGGAAAACAGUCUAUCUCAUAUGACUUGCAUACAGAGCAGUGUAUUGCUGACAAAAGCAUUGCCGACUGUGUGGAAGCCCUGUUGGGCUGCUAUCUGACCAGCUGUGGUGAAAGAGCUGCUCAGCUUUUCCUGUGUUCAUUGGGGCUGAAGGUGCUCCCUGUAAUUAAAAAGACUGAUUGGGAAGGCACUUUGUGUGCUACCAGAGAGAAUAGUAACAGUGAGCAGAAAAGUCUUUCACCAAACUCUGUUUCUGCUUCUGUAGCUAAUUCAGAGCCUUCUCUGUAUAAAGACCUGGAGUAUGGCUGUUUGAAGAUUCCACCGAGGUGUAUGUUUGAUCACCCAGAUGCUGAAAAAACCCUAAAUCACCUUAUUUCUGGUUUUGAAAACUUUGAGAAGAAAAUAAACUACAGUUUUAAGAACAAGGCUUAUCUUCUUCAGGCAUUUACUCAUGCCUCGUACCAUUAUAAUACCAUUACUGAUUGUUACCAGCGCUUAGAAUUCCUGGGAGAUGCAAUUUUGGACUACCUCAUAACCAAGCACCUUUAUGAAGACCCACGGCAACACUCUCCAGGAGUUCUUACUGACCUACGAUCUGCUUUAGUCAAUAAUACCAUUUUUGCAUCAUUAGCUGUAAAGUAUGACUACCACAAGUACUUCAAAGCUGUCUCUCCUGAACUGUUUCAUGUUAUUGAUGAUUUUGUGCAGUUUCAAAUGGAAAAGAAUGAAAUGCAAGGAAUGGAUUCUGAGCUCAGAAGAUCUGAAGAAGAUGAAGAAAAAGAGGAAGACAUUGAAGUACCAAAGGCCAUGGGGGAUAUAUUUGAGUCCCUUGCUGGUGCCAUUUAUAUGGAUAGUGGAAUGUCUUUGGAAAUGGUUUGGCAAGUGUACUAUCCAAUGAUGAGGCCAUUAAUAGAAAAAUUUUCUGCUAAUGUGCCCCGUUCCCCAGUGCGAGAGCUGCUGGAGAUGGAGCCAGAGACAGCCAAAUUUAGUCCUGCAGAAAGAACUUACGAUGGAAAGGUCAGAGUGACAGUGGAAGUUGUAGGAAAGGGAAAGUUUAAAGGUGUUGGCAGAAGCUACAGGAUUGCCAAAUCUGCAGCUGCGAGAAGAGCACUACGAAGCCUCAAAGCAAAUCAACCUCAGGUCCCAAACAGCUGAGACUCCUCUUAAAAAUAAAUAAAAUGGGGGAAAAAAACCACAUACAAAUAAAGCAAAUUUUUAAAAAUGUUGAUGUUGAGAGGAACAAAUUGGAAGACAGAACUUAAAGUUUGUUUGAUAACAGAAUAGAUAACAAAACAUUUAACAUGUAUAAAAUUUUGGAACUAAUUGUAGUUAUAGUUUUUUGCGCAAACACAAUCUUGUCUUCUUUCCUCACUUCUGCUUUGUUUAAUCACAAGAGUGCUUUAAUGAUGACAUUUAGCAAGUGUUCAGAAUAAUUGUUGUCAGGUCUUUUUGGUUUACUUUUAUUGUCAGUACAGCUUUGCUUAGUGUUAGAAGGCCAGGGAGCUUAUGCCUAAUGCAGUUGCUAGAUUUAUAUAUAGUAAUCUUGAAACUCUUCAAUCUGUGCACUAGUGCCAGUCAUAAAACAGUUGAUAAACUGUGCUGGAUGAUUGGGUAUAAGAAAGAAUAAGUGUGCCAGUAUUCUCCUUUUUUUCUUUUUUUUUUCUCCCCCCCCCCAUGUCAUCUUUUUACGUUAAGGUGGCAUUCCCAAUCAUUAUUGCACUUAUUUGUUAGGGACAGGUUUUAAUUGAAAUGGCUGGCAUACUGGUAGAAUGAAACUUCAGUUUCCUUAUGCCACACAGUCUUGCAUAAAAAAAGGUUCUUGCCUUAAAAAUAAAUAAACCCUCAUUAAUAAUCUUUAAUUUCUGAUCUUUUUUGGAACAAACUGUUUUACAUUCCCUUCAUUUUGUUACGCAUUUUACAAUGAUACAGCUCUAUAUUUACAGUACAACUCAUUACUAUAGCUGUGACUUAUAACAGGAUUAUAAUAGAAAUUGUAUUCAUAUAUAUGUAAUUAGGUUAUUUUUAACAAUUCUGAGGAGGUGGUUAGUCUACAGUUUUUUUUUAUACCAUAAACAAAAUAUGGUCUUUGGCUAAAAUUCCAAUUUUACACAAACCUGCAAGCUAGAUAGUUCCAAUACUGGAAACAGUAAUCAAUAAUUGCACAGUGCAAACUGUCACUCUAACAAAAUAACCUUAGACAUAUCACACCUAAAAUAUGCUGCAGAUUUUAUAGUCAAUUGGUUACGUAUUUAACAAACAGAGCACCUUUACACUUAGAGAUAUUUCCACGUAAAUUUCUUACUGUACUUUUCAGAGUUGCAUGCAUAUUUCACCUACCAAAGCUGUGCUGUUAAAUAACAUGAAAGUUGAUGUUUGAGAUAUAACUGCCGUACUUUUGAUACAUCUGUGAUUUAGGUCCUUAAUUUAGAGAAACUAGCUCAUUGGUGUUUUGGUCUACUGGGGGUGGGGGGGAAUCAUACUUUUAUUUUUUAGGCUUUGCCUAUACUUCUUUAAUUAGAUUUUCGUAGGCACUCUUCACUUAAAUACCUCAGUUCUUUUUUUCUUUUCUUUUCCUUCUUUUUUUGCAUGCAUUGUUUUUUUCUGUUUUGGUGCUAUGUUUAUAUAUUAUGCUUGAAAUUUUAAUUUUUUGCACUGUAACUAUAAUACCUCUUAAUUUACCUUUUAAAAAAGCUGUGGGUCUCGUAUUCCCACCAAUAUCAGUAGAGGUUUGCUGCAAUUUUGCCCUGUUAAUUAUGCUUGAAGUUUGAGAAAGCAGAGCAAGGUGUUUUAACGUUUUCCAGCACAAUAGUUUGAACUUGAUGCUGUGUCUUACGUAUUAAAUUACAAAUAAAUACUGUAUUUCCUGCUUUUAAACCCUAUUCCUUUCCUCACAAAUGCACACUAAAACAAAACAAAAACUGUCAGCUCUUGCUUUCUUAACAAAAAAAUAAAAUAAAUGCCUUAGUGACAAGGGGUAGACAUUAAGCUUUUCUGAAAUACAGUUUUCAAAAGUUCAUAUAUUUUCUAUCUCUAUCAUUUUUCAUUCUGCAAAAAGGACCAUUCUUUUAUUUGAAAGCAGCAUUGUUACAGCAGUCAGACCGAGAAUUAAAAUACUAGCUUACAAAAAAUUUUAGCAUUUGUUUGGUACUUCAGUCAUGAAAAUAUAACAGGGAAGUAUAAGACCUGCAAGUCUUGAUGUGUAUAAAACAAAUGUAAAUGAGAUGGAACAUAAAAACAUGCAGUCUAAAUUUUCAAAGGUAAAUUGCUUUGAGUUAGCUGUUU